GUGUGCUGCUCUGGCUCUCCUCACGCAGUGGGGUGCAACUCCAGGUCAUCCAGCCAUGCACCCCGGGGCCCCCGCAGCCCCCAGGGCCCGGGACCCCAGCCCCGGAGAGCUGUGUGCCUUUGUGAGUGGGGCGGCUGCCCGUGUGCUGCACGCCCUGCAGCCCCGCAGGGGCCGGCACCCCCGACGGAGGCCCAACCACCGGAGGUUCCUACACAACCAGCUCUGCAGGCAGUUUGCCAGGAUCGAGGCCGCCACCCAGAGCCUGGCCCGCUCCAUCCUGUCCCAGGAGGCGCCCCCCCGGAGACGGCCGCCCCGGGGACCACCCCCGCCCCCGCCCUCCCCCUUCGUGGGCGUGGCUUGUGCUGGGGCCCCCGCCGAGCGGGCUCCCGUGGGCCCCGGCCCGAGCCUCGCCGCGCUGGAAGCCUCGCCCCUGGACCUCUUCGACGACAUCGCGCUCCCCGCGGCGCCCCCUGGCCGGAGGCCGCUGGGAGGGAUUCUCAUGGGUGGGGGGCCCCGGCGGGCCUUCCUGGCGCCCCCUGGUGGCCACAGCGCCGGGGGGCCAGACCCGCCUUCCAGGUGGCAGGUGCCCCGGGCGCACCGCGACGGUGACUUCAGCCCCGUCCCGGGAGCAGCUCCCAGUGGGAGGCCGCAGCUGCACGGGCCCAGCACGUGGGGGAUGCCUGGGGAGACCCAGGCGGACGCCGUCCGCGCCGGCAGGGCAGCCCCGCAGGGUUCCGCGGACCGGGAAGGGCGCCUGGAGGAAGCGUCCCGCCCCGCCGGCGACGGCGGAGCCAGCCCACCGCGGGGAGCGAGGGGGCCUGCAGCGCGGAUGCGCCCCGGCAGGGCACAGCCCUCGGCCCGCGAGACGCCCCGGGGGAGCCAGGCCAGGCCUCGUCCGCCCCCCGGGGGCGGGCCCGGCGGGCCCCUUCGGCGGACCGGGCCGAGCCUGGGCCUCCCGGGCCCCCAGCACCCGCUGCCCUCUGCCCGCUGGUCCUCUGGCUCCUCGCUCGGGAGGCUCCGCGCAGGCCCUCAGGCCAAUCACACCCUCAGGAUUGACCGAGAUAGACGCGCCCGAGGAUUGGUCGGGCGGGUAGGCGGGACGAGAGCGGCUGAGCGCCGAUUGGGCGGCUCGGCCAGGGGGGUGGGACGAGACCGACCCGGAGAAAAGGUGACCGGGCCUGGGCCCCCCGCGGAGGACACGCGGCCCGAGCCCCGGCGCCGUGAGCUGAGUGACCGGACGCCUCACUGGCCUAGAGUCGCUCCCGGCUCCGACUCGGCGCCUUCCGGGUCGCUGUCCCUCAGCACAGCCGGGUCUGACGGGUCUGACGGCCCUGCAGCCCUCACCUCGGGUGAAAGCGCGCCGGGUGCGCCCCCUCGCUGUCAGGAAUAG
This is a messenger RNA of Talpa occidentalis (Iberian mole), 1390 nucleotides long. RefSeq names its product chromosome unknown C19orf85 homolog (gene CUNH19orf85). NCBI's taxonomy places the organism in Eukaryota, Metazoa, Chordata, Mammalia, Eulipotyphla, Talpidae. The record is from RefSeq and is a predicted model, not a curated record. The coding region runs from base 56 to 1390 and encodes 444 amino acids. The transcript is spliced from 5 exons.